AUGAACGGUGAGCACGGCCUGCUACUCGAACUACAGGAAAUGUCAACAGCAGUCACAAAGACUGUUGCAGCCGCAGUCGUUGUGGCCUCCAGCAUGGAUAAUAGCUCCGUCUACUCAUACGAUGUGGCCGCCACAAAUUUGCUGUACCCGUGGGGUGCGACAAGUGGCACGGGCGGUGGCGGCGGUGGUGGUGGCGCAGGCGGUGCGGGGGAGGGCGGCGCAGCAAUAACAUUGACGGCAGCACAGCGCGUUGCCGACAGUAUUGUCGAUGUGACCGCCUUGGACCGACCAGCCGUUGCCCAGAGCAAUGGGUCACAGUUCCUGCUCGACAGCUAUCCUAGUGGCAACGAUAGUCUGGACUAUGCGUUGUAUCAGCAACAAAUGGCCGGACAAUGCCGGCAGGGUGAUGGCAAUAUGUCCUACUGGAACUUAACCUGCGACUCACCCCUGGACUACGCCCUGCCCCUGUACGGCUACUGUAUGCCCUUCCUGCUGAUCAUCACCAUCAUCUCGAACUCGCUGAUUGUGCUCGUGCUGAGCAAGAAGAGCAUGGCAACGCCAACUAAUUUUGUACUAAUGGGCAUGGCAAUAUGCGAUAUGCUGACGGUCAUAUUUCCAGCCCCUGGACUUUGGUAUAUGUACACAUUUGGUAAUCAUUACAAGCCCCUCCAUCCGGUCUCCAUGUGUCUGGCCUACAGCAUUUUCAAUGAGAUAAUGCCGGCCAUGUGGCACACCAUCUCUAUAUGGCUGACGUUGGCCUUAGCAGUUCAAAGAUACAUCUACGUAUGCCACGCACCCAUGGCCAGGACCUGGUGCACCAUGCCGCGAGUAAAGCGCUGCACCAUCUACAUAGCGCUGCUGGCUUUUCUGCAUCAGUUGCCGCGCUUCUUUGACCGCACCUACAUGCCGUUGCAGAUCGAAUGGAAUGGGAACGAGACUGAGGUGUGCCACAUGGAGACAUCGCUGUGGGUGCACGAGUAUGUCGGCGUGGAUCUGUACUUCACCAGCUACUAUAUGUUUCGCGUGCUCUUCGUACACUUGGCGCCGUGCAUCAUUCUGGUGACGUUGAACAUAUUGCUUUUUGUGGCCAUGCGGCAAGCGCAGGAGCGUCGCAAGUUGCUCUUCCGUGAGAAUCGGAAGAAGGAGUGCAAGAAGCUGCGCGAGUCCAACUGCACCACCUUGAUGCUGAUUGUGGUGGUGACGGUGUUCCUUAUUGCCGAGAUACCCAUUGCUGUGGUUACAGCCAUGCACAUUGUCAGCUCGCUAAUCAUUGAGUUUUUGGAUUAUGGCAUCGCGAAUAUAUUCAUAAUGAUGACCAACUUCUUUCUGGUGGUCAGCUAUCCGAUUAACUUUGGCAUCUAUUGCGGCAUGUCGCGACAAUUCCGUGAGACUUUCAAGGAGAUAUUUUUGGGGCGCAUCAUUGCUAAGAAGGACAGCUCGUCCAAGUACUCGAUUGUGAAUGGCCCACGCACCUGCACGAACACCAACGAGACUGUGCUCUAG
Messenger RNA from Scaptodrosophila lebanonensis, 1503 nucleotides. It is a transcript of the gene SPR, whose product is annotated as sex peptide receptor. Gene Ontology annotation, molecular function: G protein-coupled peptide receptor activity. The record is from RefSeq and is a predicted model, not a curated record. The coding region runs from base 1 to 1503 and encodes 500 amino acids. Gene Ontology annotation, cellular component: membrane. The transcript is spliced from 4 exons. Lineage: Eukaryota; Metazoa; Arthropoda; Insecta; Diptera; Drosophilidae. Gene Ontology annotation, biological process: G protein-coupled receptor signaling pathway.